AUCAGCCUGGCAGCCAUGGCUGCUUAUCCAUCGCCGCUGAAUUUUCUUUCUCCUUCACAACAUCUCUACCUUCACAAUCCACUCUUACCAACCCAUUCUCCUACAAGUGUCAGAACUCUAAGGUUCAAACUCUACUGUUCUUCUCAAACAACCCACUCUGAAAUAAGAUACACUACUCCCACAAGGAAGAAGAGAAAGCCUAGGCCAAGCUUCCUAGAAAAAAUUCAAGAAAAAUGGUCUGUAAAACCCACUUCCUCGAGACAAAACUUCCCUUGGCAAGAACAAAAAUCGGAGCUAACAGUCGAAGAAAUUUCAGAGCCUGGGCUGCAAUGUUUUGCGAAUGGAACUGAAAAUGAAAAAGAAAAAGUAGAAGUUAGUGACUCAGUGAGUAGUAGUAAUUCAAGAAUUGAGGUAAAGCUUCCUCCCUGGGCUCAUGGAGCCCUGCCCAGAGAACAUUUGUUUAGUUCUGAUGCUAGAAUUUUAGAAGACACUGAGAAGGAAAGGAUAAAUGUUAGUGGAUUUAUUGAGACUUUCGAAAAUGGUGAUUCUGAUUCUGAUUCUGAUAGUCGUUUUCAAGACCUGAAAGCCUUAGUUGAAGAGGUGAGUUCUGAUUCUGAAGUGGUUGAAACUGAUAAGUUUGAUGCAAAUUUUACCUCAAAUGGUAUUAUUUCACAAAAAAGUGAAACAUUGGUUCAAGGCUUUCCCUUUAGUGGGAAUUUCUCUAGCACUGUUCAAGAACCCAAUUUUGAUGGUGAAAGUGAAGAUGAAGUUAAACUUGAAGGAUUUCAGACUUACAAAGGCACCUACUUAAAAGAGAACUCAUCUAAGGUUUUUAACAACUCUGUCAAUGUUAGGGGCUUUAAUGAUCCUAAUGAUUUGUUGAGAUUGCCUUGGGAAGGAGGCAAUAAAUAUGUAGGGAAAGAGAAGCUAGGAAUGAGCAAUACACAGGUAGCAGAGAAAUCAGUACCUGAGCUUGAGCUGAAGAGACUUAGAAAUGUGGCUUUGAGGAUGUACGAAAGAAUAAAGGUUGGAGCAGCUGGUAUAACACAGGCAUUGGUGGAUUCUAUUCAUGAGAAAUGGAAGGAGGAUGAGAUUGUGAAAUUGAAGUUUGAAGGUCCUCAGUCACAUAACAUGAAGAGGACACAUGAGAUGCUUGAGGCUAAAACAGGAGGAUUGGUGAUUUGGAGAUCAGGCAGUUCAAUAGUGAUAUACAGAGGACUAUCAUAUGCAUUUGAUUGUGUAAAAUCAUUUGUUAAACAAAAUCAAGCUAAUUUGGAUACAUUAGAAUCGUCUCGAGAUUUGGUGGAUAAUAGUGGAAUUAAAUAUUUGAAUGGAGUAGAUGGAACAUCAAAGUCUUAUUCGAAUGGUCUAACAGAAGAAGAAAAGAUGGAUUUAAGUGAGCUCAAUCUUCUUUUGGAUGAGCUCGGCCCGCGUUUUGAAGAUUGGAAUGGUCGUUAUCCUCUUCCCGUGGAUGCAGAUUUAUUGCCUGCUGUUAUUCCUGGAUAUAAACCUCCUUUCAGACGUCUCCCUUAUGAUGUUAGACAGAAUUUAAGAGACAGAGAAAUGACAUACUUUCGCAGGACAGCGCGAGGGAUGCCCCCACAUUUUGCGCUUGGAAGAAACCGAGAGCUGCAAGGUCUGGCUGCUGCAAUGGUGAAGCUAUGGGAAAGAAACGCUAUUGCAAAGAUUGCCAUCAAACGUGGUGUGCAUAAUACAUGCAAUGAAAGGAUGGCAGAAGAACUCAAGGUGUUGACUGGAGGAACACUCUUAUCUCGCAAUAAGGACUAUAUAGUCUUUUAUAGGGGUAAUGACUUCUUGGCACCUGCUGUUACAGAAGCGUUAAAAGAAGCAGAGACACGGAAUACUCUUCAACAAGAACAGGAAGAACAAGCACGACAGGCAGCAGCAACCUCUAUUGUUUCAAACCAUACGGCUGCUAAAAGGCCAUUUGUUGCAGGAACCCUUGCUGAGACCAUAGCAGCAACUUCACGCUGGGCUAACCCACCCAGUAAUCAAGAGAUGGAGAAAAUGAUGAAAGAUUCAGCUGAAGCUAGGCAUGCUACUCUGAUCAGAUUUCUUGAACACAAGCUGGCUCUUGCAAAUAGGAAAGUGAAAAAGGCGGAGAGGGCUUUACAAAAGUUGCAGAAGAAUCUGGAACCAGCUGAGCUGCCAACUGAUUUGGAAACGUUAACUUCUGAAGAGAGGUUUUUAUUCCGUAAAAUGGGUCUGAGCAUGAAACCUUUUUUGGUUCUAGGGAGGCGAGAGGUUUUUGAUGGCACCAUACAAAACAUUCAUUUACACUGGAAGUACCGGGAGUUGGUAAAAAUCAAUGUAGAACGAAAAACCUUUUCACAAGUGAAACAUUUAGCAAUUAGCCUUGAGGCUGAAAGUGGUGGGGUUCUAGUAUCUAUUGACAAAACUACUCGAGGCCAUGCAAUUAUCCUCUAUCGAGGCAAGAAUUAUCAGCGACCCAGUGAAUUCAGACCUAAAAAUCUUCUAACAAGGAGGCAGGCAUUGGCACGUUCAAUAGAACUUCAAAGAAGGGAGGUACUUAAUGUUGUUGUAACUCUUCUUUAUUUCCAGGAUAAUUUUCUAUAGUAUUUAUUGUGUUAGGUCUCAUUCUUUGAGCCGCUAUAAAUUGAUCACAAAUCUGUUUAUUUAUGCAUUCCAGGCACUAAAACCCCUUUUCCA
Ipomoea triloba (trilobed morning glory) is the source of this 2691-nucleotide messenger RNA. Its product is annotated as CRM-domain containing factor CFM3, chloroplastic/mitochondrial-like. Gene Ontology annotation, biological process: RNA splicing, via transesterification reactions. Lineage: Eukaryota; Viridiplantae; Streptophyta; Magnoliopsida; Solanales; Convolvulaceae. The transcript has 6 exons. The record is from RefSeq and is a predicted model, not a curated record. The coding region runs from base 16 to 2598 and encodes 860 amino acids. Gene Ontology annotation, molecular function: mRNA binding.